AUGGGUUUACGCGCGCUUGAUUUGGCGAAGCGUUUCGGUGUUUCGACUUUCCUUUUUCUGUGUCUUCCUCUCUUUUGUGGCCGAUGGGGUCCUCUCUCGCUCUCGCUCUUGUUUUUUGGAUUCUUAUAUGCUUACCGAUUCUUUUCUCUCCUUAAUCGAACAAACAGACACUGCUACGCGACCAGAUCGAACAAGAUCCGCAAGCUCAGACUUCCGGGCGGCAAGUUAGGCAUCCAGUACGUGAAGAAGAAGACGAAAGGUCCGCAAACGCCGUCUGGCGACCACGGGAAAAUCCACGGCGUCCCUCACUUGAGAACCCAAAAGUACUCGAGAAAACACUUAGCGAAGAACAAGAAGACGGUGAACAGAGCUUACGGCGGGGUUUUGUCGGGCGGUGCGGUGAGAGAAAGAAUCGUUCGCGCGUUCUUGGUUGAGGAGCAAAAGAUUGUGAAGAAGGUGUUGAAGUUGCAAGCGAACAAGUAA
This is a messenger RNA of Bathycoccus prasinos, 483 nucleotides long. RefSeq lists its product with no specific name. The record is from RefSeq and is a predicted model, not a curated record. Gene Ontology annotation, biological process: translation; ribosome biogenesis. The transcript is spliced from 2 exons. Gene Ontology annotation, cellular component: cytosolic large ribosomal subunit; ribosome. Gene Ontology annotation, molecular function: structural constituent of ribosome. NCBI's taxonomy places the organism in Eukaryota, Viridiplantae, Chlorophyta, Mamiellophyceae, Mamiellales, Bathycoccaceae. Bases 1 to 483 code for a protein of 160 amino acids.